Molecule: messenger RNA, 537 nt
Organism: Theileria equi strain WA
Lineage: Eukaryota; Apicomplexa; Aconoidasida; Piroplasmida; Theileriidae
Exons: 1
Coding region: 1-537 (178 amino acids)
Source: RefSeq, a predicted model, not a curated record
AUGGAUGUAGAUAAUAUACCCAUAAAUCCUUCAAAACGGUUGGAUUCUUACGAGUUGAAGAUAGUGGAGUUUCACAGAGUACUUACAGAAAGCUGGAGGCAUAACCCUUUCUAUAAAAAUACGGUAUAUUCUAAAAUUCCGUCGACAAAUCAUGAAUGCAUAGCUUCCAGUAAGUCCCAUCAACGUGAUGAUGAUAUAGACCACGAAUUAGAUAUUAUAGUGAGAGAUACAGAUUCUUCAGCAUAUCCAUAUGAAUUGUUAAGGACUGAUAACAUUGGAUUGAUUUCAGUUGGAACGGAGACUACCAGAAAUGUGAAACAAAGGCUACAUGCUAAGUUGAAGACCAUGGAAAUAAAAGAAGAAAAACUUCGGGAUGAUAACCAAGAGACAGGUGAGAGCUUGAAAAGGAAAGAUGUAGGAGAAUUGGAUUUAAACCUAUUUAAUGAUGCGGAUGGGAUGCAAAUAGGGGAUUAUAGUUAUACAUUUUGCGAAGAAGAGGAAGAUGAAAAUGAAUAUGAGUCUGAGUACAAUAUUUGA